This is a messenger RNA of Miscanthus lutarioriparius, 1668 nucleotides long. Lineage: Eukaryota; Viridiplantae; Streptophyta; Magnoliopsida; Poales; Poaceae. The record is from the annotation of a GenBank genome assembly.
AUGAGGCGGCGGCCGUUCCUGGACCAGCGGCGGCCGUCGUUCAAGCGCCGGUGGCAGCAGCGGCCGUGGUGGGUGCGCCUCGCGCUCUCCCUCCUCCUCGCCCUCGCGUGCGUCCUCCUCCUCGCCGUCCUCCUCGGCUCCCCCGACCCCGGCGCGUCGCCGUCCACCUCCGCCGCGUCCUCCGGAUCCGAGACCACCUCCUCCCCUCUCCUCCGUCAGAGAACUUACCUGGAGGGAAUCACGGAUGCGCUCAACAUGACUGACGAAAUGCUGAGCGCCCGCUCGUUCUCGAGGCAGCUCAUGGACCAGAUUUAUCUAGCCAAAACUUAUGUCGUCGUUGCCAAGGAGGCAAACAACCUGCAGUUCGUGGCGGAGCUUAGUGCCCAGGUACUGCAGGCGCAGAGCAUCCUUGCGCACGCUGCAGCCCAUGGGGGCACAGUGAUGGAGCAGGAAGCAGAGAAGGCGAUCAGGGAUAUGUCGGUGCUGCUCUUCCAGGCGCAGCAGCUUCGGUAUGACAGCGGUAUCACGAUCAUGAAGUUGAAAGGCCAGAUUCAGUCCCUGGAGGAGAAGUCGAAAGCUGAGGCGGAGAAGAGCACAAAAUAUGGCCAGAUUGCUGCUGAGGAGCUCCCAAAGGGACUUUACUGCCUUGGUGUUCGGUUAACCAUGGAAUGGUUCAAGAGUCCUGAGCUUCAGAGGAAGUUUUCAGAUAGGAGCCCAGCAGUGCAGAGCAAUCUAAGGGAUAACAGCCUCUAUCAUUUCUGUGUCUUCUCAGACAACAUCCUUGCUGUUUCAGUUGUUGUCAAUUCUACGGCUAUAAACUCGAGGCACCCUGACAAGGUUGUUUUUCACCUAGUGACUGAUGAUUUGAACUAUGCUCCGAUGAAGGCGUGGUUUGCCAUGAAUGACUACAGAGGGGUCACUGUGGAGAUACAAAAGGUGGAGGACUUUACCUGGCUCAAUGCAUCGUAUGUUCCCGUUCUUAAACAGCUACAGAAUGCUGCUACCCAGAAGUUCUACUUCUCCGGCAGUGGUAAUCGUGGAACACCAAUUAAAUUCAGGAACCCAAAGUACUUAUCAAUGCUUAAUCACUUGAGGUUCUACAUUCCGGAAAUAUAUCCCGAAUUGCAGAAGGUGGUGUUUCUUGAUGAUGAUAUCGUUGUUCAGAAGGACCUAUCAGAACUGUUUACUAUCAACCUCAAUGGUAAUGUGAUGGGUGCUGUAGAGACUUGCAUGGAGACAUUCCACAGAUUUCAUAAGUAUCUUAACCAUUCCCAUCCUCUAAUCCGUGCUCAUUUUGACCCUGAUGCUUGUGGCUGGGCAUUUGGUAUGAACGUGCUUGAUCUGGUCGAAUGGAGGAACAAGAAUGUGACAGGCAUAUAUCAUUAUUGGCAGGAGCGCAAUGCUGAUCAUACCCUAUGGAAGCUUGGGUCUUUACCACCUGGGCUUCUUGCUUUCUAUGGCUUGGUUGAAGCAUUGGAUCCCCAAUGGCAUGUCUUGGGACUUGGCUACACAACUGUGGAUGCUGCUACUAUCAAGGAAGGGGCAGUACUGCACUACAAUGGAAAUAUGAAGCCAUGGCUCAAAAUUGGAAUGGAGAAGUACAAGAGCUUUUGGGAUAACUAUGUGGACUAUUCACAUCCUUUGAUUCAGCAGUGCUUCAUGCGUUGA